UUUUUUACACAAUGGCUAGGACCCCUGUUCAUAUGCAAUUUUGUACUCAGAUUUAUCAGUAUUUUCUGGGGCUGUAUCGGCACCUCCAGAAAUUCUGGAGUGUCACUGUUAAGGGCCUUUUCAUUAAGAAGGAGGAAGAACAUAUCCCUCCAGCUGAGUGUAUUUUUCAUAAAGAAAAAAUUGUAGCACUUGGCCAUAUGUUGAAGGAUAAAUCUCUGACCAUUGAGAAGAGAGCUCAAGCUGCCUAUAGAAUUGGACUGUUGGCCUUCACAGGAGGACCAACUGCUGGGAAAUUUGCAGCUGAGUACAUGAAAGCAGUAGCCCACUUGUUGCAAAAUCAUGAGAUGGCACCAAAAACAAAGAUCCUGCUGCUCCAGAGUGUAGCAUGUUGGUGUUACUUAAACCCUGUCAGCCAGAGAAGAGCCAAAUAUCUGCAGUUUAUCCCCAUUCUUGUCGGUUUUUUGGAAAACAGACUUGAGGAUACCAUCGAAAGUGAAAUAAAUAGCAACCUCCUUGUGAAAUUUUGGACUUGCUAUGUUCUCUCUGUCAUGACAUGCAAUAACUUGUCUUGCGUGAAGGAGCUUAAAGACCACAGUACUCUAAAACAUCAUUUGCAAAUGUUGGCUACUGAAAAUUGGUCUGGAUGGCCUGAGAAUUUUGCAGAGGUGCUAUAUUUCCUAACUGGUUUUCACAAGAAUUAA
Molecule: messenger RNA, 701 nt
Organism: Diceros bicornis minor
Lineage: Eukaryota; Metazoa; Chordata; Mammalia; Perissodactyla; Rhinocerotidae
Gene: ARMH2
Product: armadillo like helical domain containing 2
Exons: 2
Coding region: 12-701 (229 amino acids)
Source: RefSeq, a predicted model, not a curated record